UAACAUGGAGUAUGUUUAUUAGGCAUGAACAAAUGGCCAAAGAGUGAAAAGAAACAAAAGCAAAGAAAAGGAAAGAAUCGGUGUCAGAAAAAAAUUGACGACCGGGCAAAGAGGAGUGGCCCAUAUUAGCAUCCGUCUCCUUGUUUAUCUUAUUCAUUCAUCUGAAUCUCUGCGCUCUUCUCUCUUAAGAUAUAUAGCUCCAAAUUGAUCAUUUUCAGAAACUCGCAACAUUUUACAUUCAGAUUGGACGAUAACAGAGAAUGGUCAAAGGAUAUGGAGCAUUUUGAAGUAGGGAUCAUACCAUGUUGCAGUGCCUAGACGGUAUCAAGCAUUUAGGUGCUUCUCUGUCGAAAUGUUGUGAUCUGGGUAGGCAAUCAACGGGCUUUGAAGAUCCGGAGAUCCUAGCACGAGAAACAGUUUUUAGUGUCAGUGAGAUCGAAGCUCUUUAUGAGCUAUUUAAGAAGAUCAGCAGCGCAGUGGUUGAUGAUGGGCUGAUCAACAAGGAAGAAUUUCAAUUGGCACUAUUCAAGACGAUAAAAAAGGAAAGCUUGUUUGCCGACAGGGUCUUUGACUUAUUUGACACAAAGCACAAUGGAAUCUUGGGUUUUGAGGAAUUUGCUCGUGCCCUCUCUGUUUUUCAUCCAAAUGCUCCUAUUGAUGAUAAGAUUGAGUUUUCUUUUCAGCUAUACGAUCUCAAGCAACAAGGCUUCAUUGAGAGGCAAGAGGUGAAGCAAAUGGUGGUUGCUACCCUUGCUGAGUCUGGUAUGAACCUAUCAGAUGAUGUCAUUGAGAGCAUAAUUGAUAAGACUUUUGAAGAAGCCGAUACUAAACAUGACGGAAAGAUUGAUAAGGAGGAAUGGAGCAGUUUGGUCGUGCAACAUCCUUCACUUUUGAAGAAUAUGACUCUCCAAUAUCUCAAGGACAUUACGACUACAUUCCCGAGCUUUGUCUUUCAUUCCAGAGUUGAGGAUACCUGAUUUGAGAUGGACAGGCGGAAGUUGUUUAGGGAAGUGCUUUUGCUACAUUUUUUUUUCUUCUGCCUUCUGGGGAAUUGCAAUUGCGAUACUGUGUUUCGCUCUUCUUCUUUUCCCGUUUCAUAUUUCAAGAUUUUCAUGAUUUGUUAUUCUUUUUGAGUAUAGUGGUUCUAUACUACCAUUCAGUUGUGUUGUGUAUGCAUCUACUUGGUGAAUAGUGCACGUCAGUUUUGUUAAGAUUA
Nicotiana tabacum (common tobacco) is the source of this 1216-nucleotide messenger RNA. RefSeq names its product calcineurin B-like protein 3. Gene Ontology annotation, biological process: calcium-mediated signaling. Gene Ontology annotation, molecular function: kinase binding; calcium ion binding. The record is from RefSeq and is a predicted model, not a curated record. NCBI's taxonomy places the organism in Eukaryota, Viridiplantae, Streptophyta, Magnoliopsida, Solanales, Solanaceae.